UCAUCAGACUCCGAUAUCGAAGAGAUCAUCAACUACAGACGAUUUGUAAACGCAGCCAACCUGCCAGAGUAUAUUGGAGUGGAACACCAUGGCACCCAGCUACCAAAACCUCCUGCUGAGUUCAAAGCCAAAUGGUGGGUUAAUAACACGUAUGCCACCUCUUGGGAAAAGCGGAGGCCAUUCUAUCCUUGCAGUCAUGAAGGCCCCUGCGACAAAGCGCAGUGUCGGUGCUACAUGGAAAACAUAAACUGUGAGAAAACGUGCGCAUGCUCAUCAUCCUGUAAUAGACGCUUCCCCGGCUGCUCUUGCGCGCAGACAGCAGGCGGACGACGCGUCUGUGGAACAGAUAAAUGCCUCUGCCAGCAAAUGAACCGUGAGUGCGAUGCGGACUUGUGCGGCAGCUGUGGCGCAAUUGAGAUCUUGGAUCCUGUCAAUCGGUACAACGAAGAUGUCAUCAAGGGGAAGUGUUGCAACGUGGCUAUUCAAAGGGGGGUGCCGAAGAAGACAUUGCUUGGGCAUUCCGAGGUCCAUGGCUUUGGUCUGUACACGGGAGAAGACGUGAGGAAAGAAGAUUUCCUCGGCGAAUAUAAAGGGGAAGUCAUCGCCCUUGGCGAGGCCAACCGGAGAGGGAUCAUAUACGAGAAGAAGCAGACCAUGUAUCUGUUCAGCCUGAAUAAGAAGCAAGAGGUCGACUCGACCCACGUCGGCAACAAAACCCGCUUCAUCAACAACGCAGACCCACGCUUCACUAACUGCUACGCCAAGAACCGCCUAUGCAACACCGUCAGCCGCAUCGGCAUGUUUGCCAACACCGACAUCAAGGCCGGCACGGAGUUAUUCUUCAACUACAGCUAUCCCAAGGAACAAACCAAAUACUUCAAGGAGCCU
Molecule: messenger RNA, 888 nt
Organism: Trematosphaeria pertusa
Lineage: Eukaryota; Fungi; Ascomycota; Dothideomycetes; Pleosporales; Trematosphaeriaceae
Product: SET domain-containing protein
Exons: 2
Biological process (GO): chromatin remodeling
Molecular function (GO): histone methyltransferase activity; protein binding
Source: RefSeq, a predicted model, not a curated record